Molecule: messenger RNA, 1243 nt
Organism: Vombatus ursinus (common wombat)
Lineage: Eukaryota; Metazoa; Chordata; Mammalia; Diprotodontia; Vombatidae
Gene: CCN6
Product: cellular communication network factor 6
Exons: 5
Coding region: 1-1131 (376 amino acids)
Biological process (GO): signal transduction; cell adhesion
Cellular component (GO): extracellular matrix; extracellular region
Molecular function (GO): integrin binding; heparin binding
Source: RefSeq, a predicted model, not a curated record
AUGAGCAGAUCCAGUCUUCUCUCUAUCUCUCACUUUCCCUUGGAGGCUGAGCUUAGGAACAUGCAGGGACUGCUCUCCUUCUCUCUUCUCAUCACUACUUGGGCUUCCCAGUCCUUUUGCAGGGCGCAAGGCAACGGUCAAGCUGCUGAUGGAGAGUCUGAAGCAAAGGCAACAGAUGUCACUAAAGUGUAUCAGAGGAAAGAGUUUUGCCAUUGGCCAUGCCAGUGCCCUCAGCGGAAGCCCUGGUGCUCACCUGGAGUGAGCCUGGUGAAGGACGGCUGUGGGUGCUGUAAAAUCUGUGCCAAGCAGCCUGGGGACACGUGCAAUGAGGCAGAGGUCUGCGACCCCCACAAAGGCCUUUACUGUGAUUACUCUGUGGACAAGCCUAGGUAUGAGACAGGAGUGUGUGCAUAUCUCAUAGCUGUAGGAUGUGAACUCAACAAGGUGCAUUAUCAAAAUGGCCAAGUUUUUCAACCUAAUCCCCUGUACAAAUGCCUAUGUGUGAGUGGUGCCAUUGGGUGUACACCCUUAUUCAUACCAAAGCAAAUAAACAGUCAAUGCUCUGGCCCCAAAGGUGGGAAAAAGUCUGACCAAUCCUACUGUAGCUUGAGACUACUGCAACAACAGAUAUCAGCGAGCUACCAAGCAAUGCCAGUGUAUAAGAAUCUCCCACUUUUCUGGAAGAGGAAGUGCCUUGUGCAGGCCACAACAUGGACGCCUUGUUCUAGAACAUGUGGCCUAGGAAUAUCCAAUAGGGUGACCAAUGAAAACAGUCACUGUGAAAUGAGGAAAGAGAAAAGACUGUGUUAUAUUCAGCCUUGUGACAGUAACAUAUUAAAGGCUGUGAAGAUACCAAAAGGAAAAACAUGCCAGCCUACUUUUCAACUUUCUAAAGGACAGAAACUUUCUUUUUCGGGAUGCUCAAGUACUCAGAGCUACAAACCAACUUUCUGUGGAAAAUGCUUGGAUAAGAGAUGCUGCAUUCCUAAUAAGUCUAAGAUGAUUACCAUACAGUUUGAUUGCCCAAAUGAAGGGUCAUUUAAAUGGAAAAUGAUGUGGAUCACCUCUUGUGUAUGUCAAAACACCUGCAGAGAUCCAGGGGAUAUCUUUUCUGAGCUAAAGAUUCUAUAAAGAGCUUUAAUUAAAAAUGGCAGUAAAUAUUAAAUAUUAGUGUUAGUCUAAAAGCAUAAUCUUUACUACACCAAAUAAUUCUUCCAAUAAUUUGAGUGGCUAAAAAAGUGAA